CUCAGCACAGUACUCAGUGUCAGCCAGAUGAAUAGGGCUCAUUGAGUGAUGGCCAGAUGAAAAUGACGACUCAUCGAAAAAAAGCAGAUGUUUUUGAAUUCAAUACUAGUGUUCCAGAAGUGCUGUGAGGUGUCAGACCAGCAUAUACAACGAGCUUUGGGUAUAUCAUCAUCUGCGACGCAAAGUAUUCAGUAAGUAAGUCUUCCACCUCUUAAGGCAAUUAGCAACAUCUUUCUCGUCUUAAACUUCUUCUCUUAGACAUUCUUAAUGACGGGAUUAAAGGUCUUGCGUAAUAGGUGUUCAAAUUGAUGUGCUGGAAGCUGAAAAUGUGUAAGCGUACAACUUUACUACCGAAGACUAAUGCUCACUGUCUUUCUACCAAAGUCCGCCCUCUCCCUUGUGCCUAAUACUCGUUGGACAGCUCUAAUACUCGUCGGACUCACUUCACCCCCGUCCCGAAAAUGAUUCCACCUUGAUAACUUGAGUUGCAUUCUUUUUGAUUUGCCCGAGUCACAUUUACUUUAUUAACUCUAGGGCGAUGUCUCAUUGCACCUUGAUAACUUGCUUCACACUCACACACUAAUAGCUAUAGCUUAGAAUCAAAGUUGAUCAGUUGUCUGGUAUGAAAGUUGAUCAGUUGUCCCGUAGUUGUCUUUAAUCUACAUCGUUAUCUGCAAGAAGAGGAAAAAUGUUGCAGAGUGGUGCAGCGCAGUCGCCGUCCAUGGCGUUCCGGUUUCCGAGGACCGGGUUGGUCUCCCGCAACCGUACCGUUCUAGCGGCCAUGACAAACCGCCAGUCCUUUCCAGAUGGAACGCUGUCAAAUUAUGACCAUUAGCAUUUCUACUUCUUUUUCUUUUUGGGUUUCGUAGGUAGGCUCUCUCCACCAUUACCAUUAGCAGAAUCUAGAAGAUCAAGAUCCACCAUCAAGCAACCUCUCUAUCUAGCAAACGAUCCACGAUAUCUUUUAUCUAUACUUGAAACUAUAAUUAUCAACCCAUCAAUGCUUCAAUAACUCAACUGCUUGCCUUUUUUGCCUCAACCUCUAACAUUUUUUACCUCGUCAACCAACUUCUUAGAUUUAGACUAGUAGUGAUGCCCCACUGCCUAGGACGAUUGAGUCUCUUCUCUCUACUGUUUAUUGUUCAUAGAGAAGAGGAAAUCUUCUACCUACUGUAUAUUAGAGUCGAGGAAAUCUUCUCUCUGACCGCUAGGAGUCUGUUCAUACAACAGAGGAAAUCGAUUUUUUAGUACGGCGAGCUGAAGGCGGCUUUGGUAUCGUGACCACGGCUUGUGCACACGUGACAAGAGACGGACAGGGCUUCCCUGGUGAGUUGGGCGUCUUCGAGGACAAGUUUAUUCCGAAUUUGCGUUUCCUGGCGAAUGAGCUGCGAAGGUGCGGCGCGCUCUCUCUCGCGCAGAUCUUUCAUUAAGACCAAUUAGAUGUUGUACUGAUACACCGAAAGAAAGCGAAAAUCAUCGAAGCAGGAAGUAAAUGCACAGAGAGGUGACAUCGAUCUACGAAUGUGAUAUACAGAGUAGUGAUACAGCAUUACAACUUGUUAGUGAAGGACAUGUGAAUUCUUGAUUUUUGCUAAGAUGCGCUUAAAAAGAGGUACAAGGAUUUCGUGAUGUCUUUCAUCAUCUUUUCUCUCUGCUUAAUCCACAUGAGCAAAUGGCCUGUGUCGCUAAUCAUCCGCAGGUCUGCAGGCACCUGAGUCGCUUACAGGAGAGCAGCCGAAGAGCCCGAGUGGCCCACUGCAAGUAGGCGAGCAUUUAGCCUCAUCAAAAUACAACUUUUCUUAUGACUUUCGUCAGAAAAAGGCUUUGCUUUGUAGUCACAAUAAAAAAACUGGGAAGGGUUUACGAGUUUCAGAACUCGUCGCUGGCGACAUUUACUGGAUGGACAGGUUGAUGGAUUCAUUCUCUCCCUUUUUACCCCUCUCCCUCUUUCUCAAGCUCUUUCUCUCUACCCUGACCUCCCUCUCUCUCUCUCUCUACCCCUUAUUCCGCUAACUCCCAUCCCGUGAACUGAGCAAUCAAGAGGUUUGGAAUUUGGUCGAAGCUUUUGCUGCAGCAACGCAACGCGUCUACGAUGCCGGUUUUGACGGUGUUGAGCUUCAUGGGGCUCAUGGGUAUUUGAUCAAGUAUGGCAAGUAAUAAGAACGUCAAGUGCUAGUAAGGCAGUUAAAGUAGAACUUGUCAAGGACUGCACCCUUGUUAUCACUACUGCUAUUAUUCAAGGAUCAUGCUACUCUCCUUAUGGUGAGCAACAACUGAAGUGAAAAAUAGGUAGACUACUACAUUCUAUUCAAGAAUCAAGAAUCAUGUUCGUGGAAGGUGAUGCUCUAACGUGGUCAGUUCCUGGGUCCAGAAACCAAUUUUCGGACCGACGAAUUCGGAGGGACGCGGGAAAAGAGGUUCCGUUUCCUCAUCGAAAUCAUUCAUGCUAUACUUAUGACUUGUACUUUAACUCAUUAAUGCCAUACUUAUGACUGGUUCUCGCUUUAUUCUGUUUGACACAGAUACUUAUGACUGAAAUCACAAAUGCCAUUCUUAAGUGCUUUAUUCUGUUUGAAAUAUUGCCAUGCUAUACUUAUGACUGGUUCUUGUAGCCGACUCUGAAUUUUCUGACCAACCCAAAUGAUUCGCCUGUUAUUACAAAUUAUGUUCAUUUACAGCAAUGAAGUAUGAUUAUUGCAAAUAUGCACCUUGUUCUAAUACACGCCAAAGAUCACAGCACUGGACGCGGCCUUUUCUCAUAGGAGUUCGCAUUUCUCCAGAGCGAAACUGCGGAGUGAGAUUAGAGGACAGCCUGGAAUUGGCUAGAAGUUAAGGCUUGUCCUAGGUCUUUCUUAAGGUUAGGUAAGCUUUGCCUUAGGUUUCUCGAGAUGAGCGUCUAUCUAGAAUACUAAUACAUACUAGUUUUCUACAUGGACGCUCAAGCCCUGCUUCGUCUUGAGAUGAAGCUCUCUGGUUGAGCCCUAGUUCACCAUCUUGAGAUGAGCCUCUACAUAGUUUGGCUUUUUUGGUUCAAAAUCGAAGUGGGACUAGAACAAGACACUCGCUCUUGUUUGGGUACAAGAAUAAGUAGGACUCCUCGACGUGUAACGCAAGUAAACAAGCUCUAAAAAUGACUACGCGACUUGGAGAUCGAUUUCUUACAUGUAUCCUGCUGGGACAUACGGGUGGAAAGCACACUCGAAGAAGUCUCCCCACAGAUGAACUCAUCUUAAGGCAGAUGAUAGCUUAGAGGUUUGCUCUAAGUAUUAUUUUAUAAUUUUGGAAGACGUUUCGUUGUGUUUUUCACUUUAGUGAUUACUUUCCGUGUUGCUCUUCUUCCUCGUUAGGCGCUAACCGAUUUUCUUAUUACUGUAGUACCUACUCAACAUCAAUUUUCUUUUCCAGUUAGGGAUAUACUGGAGGCAGGUUACGACCGCAGUACCUACUAGUAAGACUAACAACAAUAACUCGUUGAGCUUGGGAUCAAAUUUGCAUCCUGGAUAGUAAGAUAACCUCCGCUAAGACCACAUCAGCCGAAAAUCACGAAAUAAUGGUAGGACGAUGACUCUGACGGAGCAUUUUACUCGCGGCAUCGAUAAUUUGCCUCCAGUCAUCACCACUGGGCGCAUCUGGACCCGGGAUGACUGCCUACUGGCAAUGCAGACCCAGGGCGCGGACUUGGUGGGAUCUGCGCGCGCGAGCAUUGGGAAUCCAGACUGGGCACAGAAUAUCGUAGAGGAGGACGCCGCCUGUUUAGCAUCGAAGAAUGCUGCUGGGGCAAGAGCAGAGAGUGCUUAUAUUAUGAUGAAGGGCCACUGCUUGUGUUUGUGGUAUUCCUAGGUAGGUACCACGCGGCAGUGAGUGCUUAAAUAUAUUUAUUCUGAAUUUCAAGAAGAUGGCUUAGGUUUCCUUACAUGGAGCCAUCUAAGUAUGAAUUUCUGGACAUCUAAGUAUGAUGAAAGACGGCUUAUCCGUAUGAUAUUCCUAAUCCUUCUAGCUAGGUAGCUUACGUUAUGCCUUUUAUUUGGAAUGCCCUACACUGAGCCAUCUAUGAUUCUCUGGACUAGGAAUGUCAUAGAUCAUACAUCCUAAGAAGACUUACACAGCCCAUGCCUACUCACGCAGCUUGAUAGCCGCAAUGUGUUGCCAUGACAACGGCAGCAUGUCCAGCAGAAAAGUAUCCUGAGCAAUACUUGAUUCGAUUACAAUGAUAAAUAGAUAGCUUCUAAUCUCAAGCCCCUCCUUCCACCGUACUCCGAGGAGCACUUAAAGCGACAAAGCCUGAGCGACAUUUUCGUCUACUACAUGCGGAGAUGGCGCUUUGUGCAUCGAGAGGGGAAGAUUUUGCCGUUUUUAUGGCGACCGCUUAUUUCUUGAUGAGAACAACUUGGACAUUCAUAUGAGUGUGUAAGUUUCCGUACAUGCUCACAGAGAUAAGAAAAACUAAUGGAAUUCUUGAUUUGUUUGCUGAAAAUAUUGGAGAUCUACUUUAGUCAAAAAAUUAUGGUCUGUUUAAUCCGUCUGUAUCCUACGAUAAGGAAGGAUCUCCUCUAAUCCUGCGCGACUAGAAUUCGCCUUCGCUCGCUGGAGCAAAAGAUUCGAGUCUGGUGUUAGUGGCUGGAGGCGUCGCGGAUGAAAUAAAGCGACGUGCUGGACGCUAUGCACUCUGGAGUCAUUCCUGGUUGCGGAUGAAAUAAAGCGACGUGCUGGACGCUAUGCACUCUGGAGGACCGACCUGUUUCUACUUUGUAGCUUGAUAAAUAGAGAAGACGGCCACUUCUAGAUACUGCUUGUUCAGUACCACAAAAGCUUCUUGCGUGUGCAGACGAAAAAGAGGUUUCCUGUGGGUAUAGGACUUGUAACAAACGCGUUGGCGCACUUCCACGUACUAGCAUGAUAUUUUUAACCAAUUACAUGUAAUUGAACACCUUCAACCCAUGUUUUAAGAAGAGCGACAAGCUCAAAAAAGUCUAUAUGGCGCAUACAACGAAUUAAGCUUUUGCUGUCUUUGCGCAGGAAAGUUUCAAUAUACGAAAAAAAUUUCUUGUGUAGCACUAUUAAGGAAAUGUGGUUACUCUUAAGUAGGAAACUGGUCCCUAUCAGUGAUGGAUGUUUCUUGUUUCUCCUUUUGUGCAGCCAUGAGAACAAGAAAUUAGUGUAGCAACAAGAAGCGCGAAACGCGAUACGUCAAGGAACUACUAUGAAAAGUUCUACUACAAUGUGCUGAUUUGUCCCGCCAUUGCGCUAGUAGUACUAUAUGGAGCACCAUGACGAUGGAGUGCUUCGAAAGUUCUGCUACAUUAUGAUACUUCGAAAAUGUUUUUACCUGCGCGCAGCUUGUAAAAUUUCUACUUGUUACUUUUUCUGUUUCACUGAUGCGCUUGUAAAAAGAUAAUGAUAUUAAGUAUGAGUGUUUUGGACUAUCUGCGAACAGCAUGAGUGUGCACUUAAAAAAGGUUGAUCGACGAAACUAGGAUGCUCAAAAUCUAAAUCCAGUCUACACCUCAACCGAAGACUAAAUCCUGAUCAGCAUCUUCCUGGUCACAUCUUCCUGAUCACGGUCCACGACUACAUCCUCCCUCCUCAGCACUAGAUUUGCGAUUGAGACUUUAUUCUCACAGCUGGUGUGAUCCAAAGAAGUGUGCG
This is a messenger RNA of Amoebophrya sp. A25, 5646 nucleotides long. The record is from the annotation of a GenBank genome assembly. Lineage: Eukaryota; Dinophyceae; Syndiniales; Amoebophryaceae.